Messenger RNA from Leishmania braziliensis MHOM/BR/75/M2904, 1932 nucleotides. RefSeq lists its product as hypothetical. Bases 1 to 1932 code for a protein of 643 amino acids. The record is from RefSeq and is a predicted model, not a curated record. Gene Ontology annotation, molecular function: phosphoprotein phosphatase activity; metal ion binding. The transcript has a single exon. Lineage: Eukaryota; Euglenozoa; Kinetoplastea; Trypanosomatida; Trypanosomatidae.
AUGCGUGGGUCAAUACAUCUCACAUGCAUCCAACUGGUUAUGGAUCUGCUACCCCCCCCCCUCCACACACACACACACGCACUUCACUAUUUACUACAUGUAUGCACAAACGCACAUAUACCCCCAAGGUACAUUGAUGCCCUUUGUUUUGGUUGUUCUUGUGUUUGGGGCGAAGAAAUGAACAGCGCCACACCACAGGUGUCUCCUGGGGAGAGGGAUACACACUACGUGCGCCGCGAGCGCUUCGAGAUCGAUCAGUAUGUGCGCGUCCGGGUGACUGACACGCGCUACUCCAUCGGCGUUGUGACAACUAUUGACGAAAAUCAGGACCUGGCAACCGUGGAGACGCGAAACGGGUAUGAGGUAACAGUGCCAACAUCAGCACUCCGUCGGGCCUUUCUACUAGUACUCGACCUGAAUGGAGUCCUUGUCGCCCGUGGUCGAGGGGGAUUCGUCCUGCGCCCAAACGUCUCCGACUUCCUCAAGUUUGUCUUUUCCAACUUCGUUGUGGCGGUGUGGACGAGCGGCCUUCAACGGUCAUCGGACCCCAUCAUUGAGCAUGUCUUUGGUAACUACCGAGACCUCCUACUGUUUACGCUGUUUCGCGACGCGUGUAUGUCGAAGCCAUCAGUGGAGAACCCGUACGGGACGGAGAAGAACCUGCAGGUCAUCUUCGACCGAUAUCCACAUAGCUUUCACAGCGUUAACACGAUCAUCAUCGAUGACUCCCCAGACAAGUGCUCCCAUCCCGAUAUUGCACUUUGCCCCAUCCCGUUCAAGGAUCCGGUCACACAGGUGCACGACGAGGGGCUACUGCAGGCGAUGGAGGUGCUGAAGGAGGUGCUGCUCCUGGACUCCGGCGUCCCGCUGAUUCUCGCUGCUGAGCGGCGGCUUCAGCAGCUGGCCAAGCAGCAGCACGAGGAUCAUCCUGGUGGAGAGGGGAAGGCGCAUGAACAGAGGCUGUCGAAGGUCUGGACGCCAGCGGGAGCUUCAGUCUGCAACAGCCACGAGCUCCCUUCAGAUAUGGAAGAGGUGGAGCUAUGGAAGAAGCGCCUGUGUUGCGACCAACUUCAAGGGAAGUGUCUGCGUAGUGACCGGUGCCCCUUCAGCCAUGACGCCGAUGAUGGUCGGCCCUGCUCUCGCAAGAGUGGCUGCCGGAAGCACGGCAGUCGGUGGCCAAAGACGCGUGAAGAAGUACAGUUAGAGGAGCAGCGCAGAGAGGCCCGCAACGCGAUGCUCCAGCGCAACGAUAAUGUGCAGCAGCAGCGCGGAGCCCGGCCCGGUCAGCCGCAAAAGCUGCCUCGGCAAAGCAACCGAGCGAGCAACCGUCGCCGCGGCGACGCUGAUGACGGCGCGGAGUGGGCAACAGAGACAACCGGGUUUAGCCACACCGGCGACCCGGUGUACGACAACAUGAUCGACCAGCAACGGCGACAAGGCGCAUCGGCCGUUAAGGCGAUGGCCGCAACGUCACUGGGUGGUGCGACCGGUGCAGCCUCGCAGAACGUGCGUGGCGGUUCAUCAGCGACGUUCGUCUCUGCUCAGCCGCAAAUCCAGCCCCAGACCAGCCAAGUGAAUAGCUCACUGUCGCUCUUUUUUCAAACAGCGACAGCAAGCAGUGCGCCAGCGCCGCCUUUAGAGCCCUUCAGCACUCGGCCCAAUGCACCAACAGUAUCUGCCACAAACAUGAGUGUGCUGCCUCAACAGCAGCAACGAAGGACAUCCAUUACCUUGGUGCUCGACGAUAUGUCCUCGCGAAGAGGAAAUAACGGUAAUGGCAUUCAAAACCAACGAGGGGGUGGCGGUCGGCAGCAACAGCCGCAACGGCAGGCUUCACAACAGCAGUCGCAGCAAUUGAUCCACAUAACCGGGGAGCAGGGCAACUCUACCGCUGUAGUGAGUAAACUGCAGGCGCUCAUUGGCCAACGCUAA